UGGCCCCCAACCCGGAGGGGCGGCCGAGGCUGCAGCACUUCUGGCUGCUUAUCAGUUUCUGGUGAACCGGUUACUGGUUACUCGGUUUCUGGGCGAACAGCUACUCGGCCCGCACAAGGGGCCUCUGGGGUCACAUGGCCCUGGAGCCCUCACACCCCCUCCACUGCUGGUCUCCCGGGCAAUUAAGAUUGUCAUCAACAACCCCAAUGCAGGAGAAUCAUCGGGUUUUCUAAAGCGCUGGCUCAGAACCGGCCGUUGCUGGUGGGGCCUCCGACCACAGGCCACAGCCCUGUUCCCCCUUUCCUGGACGUUGGGAGGGGUGCGGCCCACUGGGCUCUCCAGGGACAUACCUGCCUGUGACAGCCAUGGGGCUUGGGGUGGGGGACUGGGGCCGCCUGCUGCUGACGGUGACCGCUGCCCUGACACUGCCCAUGAAGCCCCCAGGCUCCUGGGGGGCACAGAUCAUUGGGGGCCAUGAGGUGACCCCCCACUCCCGGCCCUACAUGGCAUCCGUGAAGUUCCAGGGCCAGCACCACUGCGGGGGCUUCCUGCUGCGAGCCCGCUGGGUUGUGUCGGCUGCCCACUGCUUCAGCGGCCGAGACCCUGGGACAGGCCUGGUAGUGCUGGGGGCCCAUGCCCUGCGCACUGUGGAGGCCACACAGCAGGUGUUCAGCAUCUCCGCUGUCAUCACGCACCCGGACUACCAGCCCACCACGCACAACAGUGACAUCUGUCUGCUGCAGCUGAAUAGCUCUGCCACACUGGGUCCUGCAGUGGGACUACUGGGGCUGCCACAGAGGGGCGCCAGGCCUCCCCGGGCCGGGACGCGCUGCAAGGUAGUCGGCUGGGGCUCCGUGUCCGACUUCGAGGAACUGCCGCCCGGGCUGAUGGAAGCCGAGGUCCGCGUGCUGGGGCUGGACGCCUGCAACAGUUCCUGGAAGGGGCAGCUGAGCCCUGCCAUGCUCUGCACCCACAGUGGGGACCGCCGGCGACGUGGCUUCUGCUCGGCAGACUCUGGAGGACCCCUGGUAUGCAAAAAUCGGGCCUAUGGCCUCGUCUCCUUCUCUGGCCUCUGGUGCGGGGAUCCCAAGACGCCCGACGUGUACACACAGGUGUCCACCUUCGUGACUUGGAUCUGGGAUGUGAUUUGGCAUGGCCCCCAGCCCAGGACCACUGGGGGUCAGCAGGCGUUGUCUGAACCACAGCAGCACCGGGUACACCACCGAGAUGGCAAACGAUACAAAUAGCUCCGGCCUGGAAAACUCUGAGGCUGGAGCAGAGGGUCCAUGAGCCCCUAAACCCCAAGAAGCCUGGUGUCAGGGUGGGUAGGGGGCGUCAGUUCCCAACAAAAGGGCAAAAUAACAAUAAAGUGUUAACUGACUCA
This is a messenger RNA of Cervus elaphus (red deer), 1384 nucleotides long. It is a transcript of the gene PRSS57, whose product is annotated as serine protease 57. Gene Ontology annotation, biological process: proteolysis. Lineage: Eukaryota; Metazoa; Chordata; Mammalia; Artiodactyla; Cervidae. Bases 366 to 1247 code for a protein of 293 amino acids. Gene Ontology annotation, molecular function: serine-type endopeptidase activity. The transcript is spliced from 5 exons. The record is from RefSeq and is a predicted model, not a curated record.